Acomys russatus (golden spiny mouse) is the source of this 1767-nucleotide messenger RNA. RefSeq names its product eukaryotic translation initiation factor 2B subunit delta (gene Eif2b4). The coding region runs from base 91 to 1725 and encodes 544 amino acids. The transcript has 12 exons. NCBI's taxonomy places the organism in Eukaryota, Metazoa, Chordata, Mammalia, Rodentia, Muridae. The record is from RefSeq and is a predicted model, not a curated record.
UUCCUCCCCCGCCUGUCCUUUGAUCCUGUCGCACAGUGCGUCCCCACGCGGAUCCCGGAGCGCCUCGCGCCCGGCAGCCGAGCUGUGGUCAUGCCAACCCAGCAGCCAGCUGCGCCGACGAGUCUCCCCAAGCCCUCCCGGAGCCUCUCUGGCUCACUCUGUGCCCUGUUUUCUGAUGCAGAAUCGAGAUCCGAGAUGAAGGCAGAACUUUCUCCUCGGCCCGGGGCAGCGGGGCGGGAGAUGACCCAAGAAGAGAAGCUUCAGCUUCGGAAAGAAAAGAAACAGCAGAAGAAGAAACGGAAGGAGGAAAAGGGGACAGACCAAGAAAUUGGCUCUGCUGUAUCCGCAGCUCAGUGUCAAGAUGCAACCAGAGAACUCCCGGGACCUGGUAGUCAACCGGGAGGCACUGCUGGGGAGAAAGUUCCACCUGGCAGGAGUAAGGCAGAACUUCGCGCCGAAAGGAGAGCCAAGCAGGAGGCAGAGCGGGCCCUGAAACAGGCAAGAAAGGGGGAACAAGGCGGCCCUCCUCCUCAGGCCUGCCCCAGCACGGCUGGAGAAGCCACCUCAGGAGGGAAGCGUCUCCCUGAGCACACCCAGGUUGAUGACCCCACACUCCUGAGGAGGCUUGUUAGAAAACCAGAUGGACAACAGGUUCCUACACGAAAGGAUUAUGGAUCCAAAGUCAGUCUCUUCUCCCACCUACCCCAGUACAGCAGACAAAACUCCUUGACCCAGUACAUGAGCAUCCCAUCCUCUGUGAUCCACCCAGCCAUGGUACGACUUGGUCUGCAGUACUCCCAGGGCCUUGUCAGUGGCUCCAAUGCCCGCUGCAUCGCACUGCUCCGCGCCUUGCAACAGGUGAUUCAGGAUUACACAACACCUCCCAGUGAGGACCUCUCCAGGGAUCUUGUAAAUAAACUAAAGCCCUACAUCAGCUUCCUGACCCAGUGCCGCCCCCUGUCAGCAAGCAUGUGCAACGCCAUCAAGUUCCUUAACAAGGAAAUUACUGGCAUGAGCAGCUCCAAGCGGGAAGAGGAGGCCAAGUCAGAACUUGGAGAAGCCAUUGACCGGUAUGUACAAGAGAAGAUUGUGCUUGCAGCUCAGGCAAUUUCACGAUUUGCCUCUAAGAAGAUCAGCGAUGGGGACGUGAUCCUGGUGUAUGGAUGCUCAUCCCUGGUGUCACGGAUUCUCCGGGAGGCUUGGGUCGAGGGCAGGCGGUUUCGGGUGGUGGUGGUGGACAGCAGGCCCCGGCUUGAGGGAAGGCACAUGCUCCGUUCUCUUGUUCGUGCUGGGGUCCCUACCUCCUACCUGCUGAUUCCUGCAGCCUCCUACGUGCUCCCAGAGGUUUCUAAGGUGCUAUUAGGAGCUCAUGCACUCCUGGCCAAUGGAUCUGUGAUGUCACGGGUAGGGACAGCACAGCUGGCCCUGGUGGCUCGAGCGUAUAAUGUUCCAGUACUGGUCUGCUGUGAAACGUACAAGUUCUGUGAGCGUGUGCAGACUGAUGCCUUCGUCUCCAACGAGCUAGAUGACCCUGAUGAUCUGCAGUGCAAGCGGAGAGAGCAGGUGGCCCUGGCUAACUGGCAGAACCAUCCAUCGCUCCGGUUGUUGAAUCUGGUCUAUGAUGUGACUCCACCUGAACUCGUGGAUCUGGUGAUCACAGAGUUGGGCAUGAUCCCUUGCAGCUCUGUGCCUGUUGUCCUUCGGGUCAAGAGCAGUGACCAGUGAAAGGGAAAUAGGGUCAAUAAAAACCUACUCCCUAUCCCUUAA